This is a messenger RNA of Sorghum bicolor (sorghum), 699 nucleotides long. RefSeq names its product thioredoxin-like 3-1, chloroplastic. NCBI's taxonomy places the organism in Eukaryota, Viridiplantae, Streptophyta, Magnoliopsida, Poales, Poaceae. Bases 1 to 576 code for a protein of 191 amino acids. Gene Ontology annotation, cellular component: chloroplast stroma. The record is from RefSeq and is a predicted model, not a curated record. The transcript has 5 exons.
AUGGCGCUCCUCGCGCCGAGCCCGCGCGCGCUCUGCGUGCGGGAGGCCGCGGCGGCGGCGGCGGCGCCGCACCCGCACUCGCUGGCGGCCGCCGCCUGCUCGACCGUCGGCGGCGGCGGGGUGGCCGGACGGGCGCUGUGGCUGUGGAACGGCGGCGGGACGGGGAGGAGGCGAAGGGAGCGCGAGGGGAAGGUCCGGGUGGAGGCGUACUUCUGGGACGUGUCCAAGCCGGUGGAGAUGGAGGAGAUUGAUAGCAUGGAGAAGCUCGACGACGCGCUCAGGUGGUCCGUCGAGAACAACCAGCCCAUCAUCAUCGACUGGAUGGCUAGCUGGUGUCGGAAAUGCAUCUACCUGAUGCCCAGAAUGGAGAAGAUAGCAGGAGAAUAUCCUGGAGUGAGGUUUUACUUCAUUGAUGUCAAUAAAGUUCCACAAGCGGUGGUGAAAAGAGGGAAUGUAACUAAAAUGCCCACUAUUCAGCUAUGGAAGGAUGGGGAGUGGAAAGCAGAAGUAAUAGGAGGCCACAAAGCUUGGCUUGUGAUGGAUGAGGUUAGAGAAAUGAUCCAGCAGAACAAGUGACUAACACCCAAGUUAUGCAAUGGGUAUUGUACUUCGUUUAAUGUAAAUAGAGACAUCAGACGAUCUCUUCAUAUACUAAGCUGAAAUCAAAUCAAUAAAACCAUAUUUCAGCUCCUUAUCAUA